AACAACAGCCGUGUCAGUGGAGGAGGAGCAGCAGAGCCACGAGCCACCGCCGGACAUCACUCGCAGUCUUUCACGUGAUUUUUUCCCCCCCACCACUCAAAGGUUAACAUGGAGGAGGCCAACAAGCUCAUCGGCACCGGUAAGAAGCACCUGGUGAUGGGGAAGGUGGUGGAGGCGGUGAGCGUCCUGCAGGAGGCCUGCGGCAUGCUAGCUAAAACAUACGGAGACACAGCAGACGAGUGUGGAGAGGCUUUCUUCUGGUGCGGUAAAGCACUGCUGGAUUUGGCUCGGAUGGAAAACUCUGUCCUGGGUAACGCUCUGGAGGGCGUGCCUGAGGAGGACGAUGAAGAGAAACCCAAAGACUCAAACGUUGAGGGCACUGAAAACAUCGAUGAGAAGACCAGAGACGAGCUGAGGGUCCAAGUGUACGACGCCAUGGCGGAGAAGAAAAGUGAAGCUGCUGAGAAGGUUGAAGGCAAGCAGAGCAAAGAAGCAGAGAAGAACGGUGAUGAAGAACUGGGAGAGGCUGCUGCUGAAGCAGAGAAGGAGAAGAAAGAUGAGGAGAAGAAAUCUGCUGAAAAGGAAGAUGUAAAGGAAAAGGAAGGCAAGAAGGAAGGAGAGGAAGCGUCGGUGGACAAAAAAACGGAGGAAGAAGCAGCAGCGGACAAAAAAACAGAGGAAGGAGCAGCGGUGGACAAACCAGAGGAAGAAGAAGACGAUGAGGAAGAAGAUGGUGAUGAUGCAGAAAUGGAGGGCGAGGCACAAGAGGAAGGUGAAGGAGAUGCCACUGCUGAGAAGGACAGUGAGGAGGAGGAGGAGGACGAGGUGGGGAACCUGCAGCUGUCCUGGGAGAUGCUAGAAGUGGCUAAAGUCAUUUACAAAAGGAAAGAGACGAAGGACGAUCAGCUCAUGGCGGCUCAGGCUCACCUCAAACUGGGUGAAGUUUCUGCUGAAUCAGGAAAUUACACUCAGGCCUUGGAGGAUUUCCAGGAGUGUCUGAAUCUGCAGGUGAAACACCUGGACUCAGACAGCCGCCUGCUCGCCGAGACUCACUACCAGCUCGGCCUCACCUACAGCCUGAGCCUUCAGUACAGCCAGGCCAUCAAGGAGCUCAACAGCUCAAUCUCCGUCAUCAAGAGCAGGCUGGACAACCUGCAUGAGCUGCUGGACAAGGUCAAGGGUCCAGAGGAUCUGCCCGCCGAGAGGAAGGAGAUGGAGGAGCUGAAGGCUCUGCUCCCAGAGAUCCAGGAGAAGGUGGAGGACGCCACAGAGGGACUGAAACUGACCAGUGCUGCUUCUGAGACUGUGCAGGGUGUACUGGGUGAAGGCUCGACCUCCUCUUCAUUCACUGAGACCACAGCACAGAACGGUGACACUUCCUCCUCUUCAAAAAUAUAUGGCACAUCAACCAACGGACAUGCUGCCUCCACAGCUCCAGUCUCGGACAUCUCCCACCUGGUCAGGAAGAAGAGGAAGCCAGAGGAAAGUCCAGUAAAGGCAGGUGUGGUUAAGAAGGUGAAGCAGGUCGACGACCAAACCAACGGGGUGAAGGCGCCUCCCACUGAUGGAGGAGACAAAGACGUCAAGGAGACGAACGGACACACGAACACUAUGGAAGUUGAGAGUCAGUGAAGUUGGACUCGGCUCCUCAUUUUUGUUGCCCCCAUCACCAUACUACGUUCUUACUGUUCUACACUUGUUGUAAAUAUGUGUUUCUUUUCUAUGCCUGUUGUGUUCGUGUUGGGUCACUUCAUGUAACCUGUUAAGUUGAAUAAAAAUGUUGUAAUUUGAUAAAGAAAAAAAAACAAAUGGCACUUUGUUGAUCCAUUCAUUAACAUAUGUACUGCAACUCUGAAGGGAAAAAAUACUUGAAAAUAAAUUUUUGAAAUAUU
Molecule: messenger RNA, 1892 nt
Organism: Solea senegalensis (Senegalese sole)
Lineage: Eukaryota; Metazoa; Chordata; Actinopteri; Pleuronectiformes; Soleidae
Product: histone-binding protein N1/N2-like
Exons: 14
Coding region: 109-1632 (507 amino acids)
Biological process (GO): CENP-A containing chromatin assembly; DNA replication-dependent chromatin assembly
Cellular component (GO): nucleoplasm
Molecular function (GO): histone binding
Source: RefSeq, a predicted model, not a curated record